Messenger RNA from Aspergillus sclerotioniger CBS 115572, 1246 nucleotides. Its product is annotated as Gfo/Idh/MocA family protein. Gene Ontology annotation, molecular function: nucleotide binding. The transcript has 4 exons. The record is from RefSeq and is a predicted model, not a curated record. Bases 24 to 1202 code for a protein of 392 amino acids. NCBI's taxonomy places the organism in Eukaryota, Fungi, Ascomycota, Eurotiomycetes, Eurotiales, Aspergillaceae.
AUCCAAUCGACAUCCAGACUAGCAUGGUUUCUACUCCCACGCCCACGAGCACCCCAUUCUGUCUUCGUUGGGGCAUUCUCGCCACAGGAACCAUCGCCGCAACCCCAGCAUUCGCCCGCGACCUCCUCCACCCCCCUUCCUCCCGAUCCGUCACCGAUGUGUCGCAUCUACUGCUGGCGGUGGCAUCUUCGCGAUCCACGACGAUCGCCCAACAAUUCAUCACCCGCAUCGGGGCAUCGUCGACCAUUGCGUAUGGUAGCUACGAGUCUCUGGUGGCGGACCCCCGCAUAGACGCCGUCUAUAUCGCCUCGCCGCAUUCUCACCAUUAUCAGAAUGCCAUGCUGGCCUUACGUGCCGGGAAACAUGUUCUUUGUGAGAAGGCGUUCACGGUGACGGCGAAUCAGGCCCAGAGACUCAUGGACACGGCGCGUGAACGGGGAUGUUUUCUUAUGGAGGGCCUGUGGACGCGGCUUUUGCCUAUUGCGGUGCGGAUUCGUCAGGAGAUUGAGGAUGGGGUUAUUGGGUCGGUGGUUCGUGUGGUUGCGGAUAAUUCGAUCGGGACGGAUGCACUGCACGAGUUGAGGGAGAGUUAUCUUACGAAGAGGGAGUUGGCGGGGGGUGCGUUGAUGGAUUUGGGGGUAUAUCCGAUUCAUUGGAUCUUGCAGGCCCUUCAUCAGUUACCGGAUCGAAAGCCUAGUACUAUUCUAUCGACAAUGGUACCGCUUGGCUCUGCCGGCGUGGAUGAAUCAACAAUGCUGAUCAUGACCUUCCCGGCGAAUCCACCAUCCCCAGCCUCGGUGCAGGCAAUUGCCAGUGCUAGUCUUCGUGCCACCGGAGACUCUGAUGGAGAGACCCCAGUGGUGCGGAUCCAGGGUGAUGAAGGGGAGAUCCAAGUGUAUGGACGGCCAUGGUGUCCAUCGAAGUACCGUAUCGUCAAACGGGAGCAGAGGUUCGGCAUGGUUGGAGAGGUGGACGAAUUCCAGUUUCCUAUUCCAGGGGGAGCCCACGGGCUCUGCUUUGAGGCGGAUGAGGUCGCCCGAUGUGUUCGUGAUGGGCGUCUGGAAAGUAUGAGCUUGCCGUGGGAGGAAACAUUGCUAGUGAUGGGCAUUCUGGAUGAAGUGCGUCGGGCCAAUGGGCUAUCGUUUCCAGACACUAUUGAGAGCGAUAAGUACCCGGUGCCAAUGGCUGUGAAGCAAUCCUAAGGACAUGUCAUUUUGUUCAUGAGUGAUUGAGGAGUAUCAACUAG